AGUGCAAAGUGCAAAGUGCAAAGGAGGGAGAAGAGGAGAAUGGUUUGGGCGUCGAGGGUUUAGUUUAGGGUUUAGGCCCUUCUCGUUUGCACAGCGCCUUUCUUCUCUGUCUCUCUGAGCCGGCGUCUUUCACUCCACCGCCGCCUCUCUUGCUUCCGUCGUCGCCUUCAGCGCUUGCUCUCGUGUCCGUUGCUUCUGCUGUGGUUUUCUUCCGCCGCUGCCUCAGUUCCGGCUUUUGUUUCAAUGAGCAUGGAGACUGCCAAUGAUUCAGAGAUGAGUUUGGGUGGAGAUGGUCAUGUAAGAAGAAGGAGCAGGAAAAAAGCCGUGGCUGAGAGUGGAGCAAGAGAACAUAAAGAGCAAUUAGAGAAACUUAAACAGAAGGACCCAGAAUUUUACGAGUUCUUGAAAGAGCAUGACCAGGAGUUGCUUCAGUUCAGUGAUGAGGAUAUUGAUGAAAAUGUGGGUUCUGACAUGGAAGAUGGAGAUGUACAGCCAGAUGAGGAGACUAGUGACCAAGAAAUUCAAGAGAAGGAAAAACAAUUGUCUAAGAAAGUUAUAACUACCUCUAUGGUUGAAUCAUGGUGCAAAUCCAUUCAUGAAAAAGGGAGUGUAAAUGCAGUCCAUUCUCUGAUGAAGGCUUUUAGGACAGCAUGCCACUAUGGCGAUGAUGGGGGGAAUGAGUCUACAACAAAGUUUAGUGUAAUGUCAAGCGCUGUUUUCAACAAAAUAAUGUUGUCUGUACUUAAUGAAAUGGAUGGAAUACUAAAGAAAUUGUUGAAGCUCCCGGCUUCUGGUGGAAAUCAUGAGACCAUAAAAAAUUUGAUGACCACGAUGCAAUGGAAGAGUCAUAGCCAUUUAGUGAAGUCAUACCUUGGAAAUGCUCUUCAUGUUUUGAACCAAAUGACUGACACUGAUAUGAUAUCAUUUACUUUACGUCGGAUUAAAUACUCUUCACUGUUUCUGGCUGCUUUUCCGUCACUCCUAAGGAAGUAUAUUAAGGUGGUCCUUCAUUUCUGGGGUACUGGGGGAGGUGCCCUUCCAGUUUUCUCAUUUCUAUUCAUCAGAGAUUUAUGUGUACGCAUUGGAUCUCUCUGCAUUGAUGAAUGCUUCAGAGGAAUAUAUAAAGCCUAUGUUUUGAAUUGCCACUUUGUAAAUGCGGUGAAACUUCAACAUAUCCAAUUCCUUGGCAAUUGCAUCAUUGAACUUGUUGGCGUGAAUCUUCAGGCUGCGUAUCAACAUGCAUUUAUUUUCAUCCGGCAGUUGGCUAUGAUUUUAAGGGACGCACUUAACACAAAAACUAAGGAAUCUUUCCGGAAGGUUUGCGAAUGGAAAUACAUGAACUGUCUUGAACUUUGGACUGGUGCCAUCUGUGCCUACAGUUCAACAUCGGACUUUAAACAACUUGCAUAUCCUCUGACCCAAAUAAUUUCUGGGGUAGCCCGUCUAGUUCCAACAGCUAAAUAUUUCCCCCUUAGGUUUUCUACUCACUCUUUUGUACCAGUAUCUAUGCUCCUUUUGGACAUGCUGGAGAUGAAAGAGCUGAAUAAGCCCCCUACAGGAGGUGUUGGUAAAGCUGUUGACUUACGCAGUAUAUUGAAGGUUAGCAAGCCAACACUAAAGACUAGAGCAUUUCAAGAGGCGUGCAUUUUUUAUGUGGUUGAAGAGCUUGCUGAGCACUUGGCACAGUGGAGUUAUUCCGUUGCAUUCAUGGAGUUGUCUUUUAUUCCACUUGUGAGGUUGCGUAGCUUUUGUAAAUCGACCAAAGUUGAUAGGUUUCGGAAGGAAAUGAGGCAGCUUAUACGCCAGAUUGAGGCCAACUGUGACUUCGUGAAUGAAAGGCGCAUGUCAGUUUCCUUUUUACCUAGUGAUCUGGCUGCAUCAUCUUUUCUUGAGGAUGAAAAGAAGUCAGCCUCAAGUGCAUUAUCAAAGUAUGUUGUAACACUCCGCCAGAGAGCAGAGCAAAAGAAUACUUCAUUAAUGGAAUCCAGUGUUCUUGUGGGAGAGGAAGCCUCUGUUUUUGGGAAAGAAAUAUCAGAUAGCGAUGAAGAGGAUGCUAAAAAGAACGAGGAGGGAGCUGCCAUCUUUAGUUCAUCAUGGUUACCUGGAACUGGAAAUGACUCUAAGAUAAAUCACCCCAAAGAAACAAAAGGGAAGAAGAGAAAGCAACAGCGGAAAGAGAGAGCGAUUGAUGAUGAUGUCGUGGAGGACUUGGUACUAAGUUCUGAUGAGGAUGAACCUUCUACCAGGGAAGAUGAUAAUGUUGAUAAUGGGCCUCCAAAACUAAAGCAGAAGAACAAGAACAAGAACAAGCACAAGCACAAGCACAAACCAAAAAGGUUUAAAACAAAAUAAAUCGCAGAUGUCUAGUUAGCAUUCCCUGUCUCUAUUUCUCCUUAUAUGGUGAAAAUGGAAAAAUUUUUGUAGUUUUAUGAUAUUAAUUAUUUAGUUUACAUUUUUACUUUCCAAGGAAAGAUGUUUAUUUGAAAGCAAUGGCACUGCAAUUAUUAAGUUAUAUCGUUGUAAUAUUAAUUUUUGAAUUAAUACAAAUACGGGCUAUAUUUUUAUAUUUUUAA
Arachis ipaensis is the source of this 2573-nucleotide messenger RNA. RefSeq names its product Noc2p family. Lineage: Eukaryota; Viridiplantae; Streptophyta; Magnoliopsida; Fabales; Fabaceae. Gene Ontology annotation, cellular component: Noc1p-Noc2p complex; Noc2p-Noc3p complex; nucleoplasm. The record is from RefSeq and is a predicted model, not a curated record. Gene Ontology annotation, biological process: ribosomal large subunit biogenesis.